Messenger RNA from Penicillium manginii, 4554 nucleotides. RefSeq names its product E3 ubiquitin-protein ligase SSM4. Gene Ontology annotation, molecular function: zinc ion binding. The record is from RefSeq and is a predicted model, not a curated record. Bases 1 to 4554 code for a protein of 1517 amino acids. NCBI's taxonomy places the organism in Eukaryota, Fungi, Ascomycota, Eurotiomycetes, Eurotiales, Aspergillaceae. Gene Ontology annotation, cellular component: endoplasmic reticulum membrane. The transcript is spliced from 2 exons.
AUGGAUUUCCCCGAUUCAGAUCGCCUCACUUCAGGUGCAACACCCUUUCCCGAUUUGAUGAAUGAUCCGGCUUUAGAUGAGAGGGAGAGGGGACUGGAAGACGUGGACACUUGUCGGAUCUGCCAUGGAGAAGGUACUCCGGAGGAGCCGCUAUUCUAUCCUUGCAAGUGCAGUGGAAGUAUCAAGUUCGUCCAUCAAAGCUGUCUGGUAGAAUGGCUUGCACAUUCACAAAAGAAGCACUGUGAGCUUUGCAAAACGCCAUUUCGCUUUACCAAACUAUACGACCCGAACAUGCCUCAGAGCCUCCCGACACCGCUCUUCAUCAAGCAGGCCGUUAUACAGUGUUUCCACACCCUCGUCACUUGGAUGCGAUUCGUCCUCGUGGCCUUCGUUUGGCUAGGAUGGCUACCGUGGUCCAUGCGGGCAAUCUGGCGAGCAUUGUUCUGGCUAGCAGAUGGUCACUGGUCCGCCACGGGAGCCGCCGCCCAGCAGCGGGCAGCACAUGCUGCCCAAACAGCUGGUACGCAGUUAUUAUCCAAUGGUACUGCCGCUGCUGCGACUGCGCUCAACUCGGCCACUUCAGGAGCUUCUAGUGCUAUGCCGUCCGCCGCAACAGUAGUACCCUCCACCGGGGAUCCACUGAUGCUUACGCUCAUCAAAAAAAUCAUCCCCAGUCUCUUCAUACCCGCAUUAACUGGUGGCACCGGCCAGAACGGCUCGAAUUCGAACAGUACACUCGUUUCGCCAAAGGCUCGAUAUCCGUCCUGGCUUUCCGACGUGAAGUUCCUGAACACAUUGACACCCUAUCCGACAAUCAAUAACAUGAUCAUCGAUACCCUCGAAGGGCAGCUCAUCACUCUAUUGGUCGUAAUUGCAUUCAUACUACUUUUCCUGAUCCGAGAGUGGGUAGUACAGCAACAGCCAAUGGCAAACAUUGCAGAGGGGGAACGUGAGGCAGCUCUACGGCUUAUUGCGAACGACCGGCCCGAGGAACAACAGCGACAACAGAUACAACCACUAGAUUUUGCUCCCGCUCAUCCGAACGUUGACUUUGGUGGUCUCCAAAACGAUCACCAAGCCCAAGAAGCUGAUGACGAUAUUCCCCUUCGAUUUGGCAAUCAUUCACCUGCUCCAUCUUUAACAGAUUCUGAUGAUGGACAACCCAUCCUCGAACGACAUGCUGGACCUAACAAUCGAUUUGCUUUUGAAGAUGAGCUUGCCGACGAUCCCGACGCCCCGCAUCAGCGGCGGGCAUUGUACGAAAAUGUCGUAGCCAACUGGCCGGGUGACCGAGAUGCAAUGUUCCGAGCCUUCCAGGAGCAAGAACAUGCAGACCGACCGAUGAGCAUUCCAGAGCUUCUUCAGGGAUUGGGCAUGAAUGAAUUACGCGAUCAAGAUCAUGCAAAUGCUCCCAAUGCAGAAGAUGCUAUGCGAGCACACAACCCUCUCCCUGCGCCAACUGGCCCCAUUGCCGAAUUGCCGGCCCAACCUGAAGACUUCCCCAACGAUCCGAACCCAGCAAGCGAAACCCCAGCAAAUGGACAAACCGCGCCGACUAUUGGCCAACUGGAAAACCAUCAACCACCAACUGGAAUUUCUGAGAGACUCGUAAACUGGUUCUGGGGUGACGUUACGCUUGAUGACACAGACCUUGACGAGGCGGUACCAGAAGAUGAUGAGCAAAUUAUUCAGGACCCUGCCUUGGAAGAUCCAUUCGUACCCGUUAUGAACAACAGAGUGCAGGAUCCAGUGGAUGAUGGACCUCCCGGCGGAGGCGCUCCGGCGGGUGAUCCUGGCCUCGAUCCUAAUGAUAUGGAUGCCAUCGAAGGCGAUGACUUUGAGGGGAUCAUGGAUCUCAUUGGCAUGCAAGGACCUAUCUUUGGACUUUUGCAAAACGGAGUCUUUUGCGCACUUCUCAUCGCUUUCACUGUGGCCAUUGGGAUCUGGCUUCCUUACCUUUGGGGUAAAAUCGCCUUGGUAUUGCUGGCUAACCCUCUAGAGCUUAUUGUCGGUGUUCCUAUGACUGCCAUCUCCGUUGUCGCGGAUAUCGCUUUGGACACCCUGAUUGGGGUACUUGGCUACCUGAUGUAUUGGUUCAGCUUCAUUUUCAAGGUGCUGUUGAGCCCCCUCGGGGCGCUAGUUCCGCUUGGGGAAUGGAUCCCGCGAGGUAAAUCCGUCACUAGCGCUUCUCUGACCCUGAUUGAUGCCAGUACCAAUCGCCUCAACAAGGUGAUGAAAGCAUUCCUUGUCUUCCACGACUCCGAUAUUCCCAUGUUUUCUGUGAUUUCCCACCAGGCGUUGAAGCUACACCAGGCUCGACUCUCUACAUUGGUUCAUUCCGUGUAUGACGUGGUGAAAUUUGUCUUGCACGAUUUCCCAUUACGUCUGGUCACCCUAGGCGUUCCAGGUGCUUUAUCAUUUGACUUUGACUUCACGCAAAUACAGCAGGCCGUAGUUCAGCUACAGGGCCAAGUCGGCAACUUCACGAAGUCAAUCAUGUUUUCCGCCCCUGGCGCGAAGUUACUCAAUGCCGACGCAGUCAAUGCGGCGUCCGCGAAGCUACCUGUUGAUUAUGACCUUGCAGUGUGGGACACCAAAGACCGCAUCAUUGCCAUAUCAAUGGGCUACCUACUGGCUAGUAUGAUGGGAUUCCUUUAUCUUCGGGUCACGGGCCUGCUAGCAGGGACAAAUCGAGGUCAGCGAAUCGAGGGCAUGGUUGCUGAGGUCUUGCUACAAGCCGGAGGCGUGAUGAAGGUCAUCCUUAUCAUUGGCAUUGAGAUGAUCGUCUUUCCUUUAUACUGCGGCACCCUCCUUGACAUCGCGCUGCUCCCUCUAUUUUCUAAUGCGACAAUUUCCUCCCGCAUUGCAUUCACCAUCGCCUCCCCGCUUACUUCCCUCUUCGUUCACUGGUUCGUUGGCACGUGCUAUAUGUUUCACUUCGCACUCUUUGUGUCCAUGUGCCGAAAGAUCCUGAGAAGUGGCGUUCUUUAUUUCAUUCGUGAUCCGGAUGACCCAACCUUCCACCCCAUUCGUGAUGUUCUAGAACGCACCAUCACUACACAGCUUCGCAAAAUUGGGUUCAGUGCCCUUGUCUACGGCGCCUUGGUUAUCGUCUGCCUCGGAGGGGUCGUUUGGGGCCUUCAUUUCGCAUUCGAUGGAAUCCUCCCAAUCCAUUGGUCGGCCAGUGCCCCCAUGCUCGAGUUUCCCGUCGAUCUACUCUUCUACAAUUUCGUCAUGCCGCUGGCAAUCCAGUUUGUCAAGCCUUCAGAUGGGUUGCACGAGCUAUAUGACUGGUGGUUCCACAAGUGCGCACACUUCCUGCGUCUCAGUAACUUCCUUUUCACUGAUCGCCACCGAGAGGAGGAGGGCCGGCAUGUCCUGCGUAGCUGGUGGGGUCUCCUGCUCGGAAGCAAGGGUGACUGGGAACACCCCGUCGUCGGCGAGGAGCAACAGGCUAUUGCGGAGAAGGAAAACCGCGAUGCCUACUUCCUGCGAGACGGGCGAUUUGUGGGAGCUCCUGCUUCGGAUCAGGUUCGCAUCCCGAAAGGCAACCUCGUUUUUUGGGAGAUGUCCGAUGGUAGAUGGGGUCCUGAGGGGGAGUGGGAAUCCGAGGAUGGUGAACGCCCUCGUUUCAGGGAAUCAUACACCUUGACCUACAUCCCGCCAUCGUUCCGGACUCGCAUUGCAGCCUUUAUUCUUCUCAUCUGGCUGUUUGCUGCGACCACCGGCGUAGGCAUCACCAUUAUUCCGCUGGUCAUUGGUCGUCGGAUUAUCUCGAUUUGCCUUGGAAGCCCUGUCCCGGUGAACGAUAUUUACGCUUUCUCGAGUGGGCUGUGUGUGGUUGGCGGUCUGGCAUAUACUGUUCACUACUGCCACAAGGGUAUCCAAUUCUUGCGAGAGAACGCUGGCACCUACCUCCAGUCUCCCGGACAAUUGAUCGAGGCCUGCAGCAAUCUGUCUGUGCACGCUGCCCGUCUUGCAUAUAUCGCCACCGCCUUGGUGGUGGUACUUCCGACCCUCUUUGCGCUCCUUACUGAGCUAUACAUUUUGAUUCCCGCCCACACCUUGCUCGGAGACGGACAGUCACACGUCGUGCAUGUCAUUCAGGACUGGACUCUGGGAGUUCUUUACGUUCAGAUGGCAAUCAAACUGACAGUGUGGCACCCACGAUCCUGGGCGGCAGCGGUGAUGAACGGAAUUUUCCGCGACGGCUGGCUACGACCUAAUGUGCAGCUGGCGACCCGCGCUCUCAUCCUGCCGUUAUCGCUAUUUACUGUGGCGGCGGUUAUCGUUCCGUUGACGCUAGGUGGAAUUCUUCGAUGGACCCUUUUCUACGCACGAGUCGAGGCGCAGUCACACGUUUAUCGAUAUGCUUACCCCGCGACUCUGUUAGUGGUGCUUGCCGCGUGGACUAUCCACCUCGUUCGUCGUCGGGUAGCGCUCUGGCGGAUCAACAUCCGCGACGACGUCUACUUGAUUGGCGAGCGAUUACACAAUUUCAGUGAGAAGCGAGCGCGCGAUGUGGGAGUAUCGCGACGAGUGAUCACUGGGUGA